Messenger RNA from Aspergillus niger, 1080 nucleotides. RefSeq lists its product as hypothetical. The record is from RefSeq and is a predicted model, not a curated record. Lineage: Eukaryota; Fungi; Ascomycota; Eurotiomycetes; Eurotiales; Aspergillaceae. Bases 1 to 1080 code for a protein of 359 amino acids. The transcript is spliced from 2 exons.
AUGCCAGCUGCGUCCCAACCGUUUGCUCCGUCUGAGUCGCCUGCUCCGCCAAGUGAACGCUACGAUUACGGCACUGCAAUUGACCCAUCGCUGGACGUGAACAACUCUAACAACAUGGCUAGCAUUCAGCACGCCGUGGAGGGAGGCCUGCAGCCGACGGUCAACCCCGCCAUGACCAGCACCAGCGCUACCCCAUCAGAGCCGACCAACGUCAGAUUAAAACAAGUUCAGAUCAGCGACCUUCUCGCGCUACGCGGCAUUCCGCCUCCUCCCCCUCAUCCGAUCACCUCCCUCCCGCCAAACCGUCUGGAAGAAAUUCAGGCGGUCUUCCUGGCAACGUACGCUCCUGCCAUUGACAAGUUCUUCGAGACUCGGUGGUUCCAGGAGAAGGCACUGACACAUCUUCUGGCCAACGCGCAGCUCAUGGCUGAGUACUCGGCGUUGAUUGAUGCGUUCAAUGAUCCCAACCUUGGCGAUCCCAAUGUGCUCGCUCGGUUGGAGAGCUUCGAAGCGUCAGUCGUCUGGAGCUCCAUGACUCUGUGUCGCCAUGUGAUGAACGUAUCUACGGGAACUCAACCGGAAUACGAUCUUCUGGCUGCUGCUAAGCGGUUGGAUGUCAUCGAAUCGAUGAUCACUGGGGAACACCUGGACUCGAACCCGCUUGCGCAGUUUCCGACGCGGGAGCCAGCGGCCAACCCUCCGUUGUUGCCCGAUCAGCUGACGCAACGGUCGUUGGAUUUCUGGAGCUCGAUCGGGCAUUUCUUGACGCUGCACGACAACGAAGCCAGCUCGGCCAAGGAGAUUGACGACACACUCGCACGGUGCCGUACAUUGCUGGAUACCUUUGAAAACCGUGACGUGAUCUACUCAAUUGCAAUUGCCCGGCAUCUGGGCCAGCGGUGGGCGGACUUCCCGCGCAGCUUCCCGCAACCGAUUACGACCAACGAGAAGGACGCGGGGGCGAAGCUGUACGUGGCGCAGAAGUUCCUCGAGCAGGAAGCGGGUGGCAAGGGCACCACCCAGGUGAUCAAGCGCAUAUGCGGCAUGGUGGUUCGGUCCUGGAUUGUUUCGCGGGAGUAA